Aspergillus novofumigatus IBT 16806 is the source of this 540-nucleotide messenger RNA. RefSeq names its product heat shock 9/12 family protein. The record is from RefSeq and is a predicted model, not a curated record. The transcript has 3 exons. Lineage: Eukaryota; Fungi; Ascomycota; Eurotiomycetes; Eurotiales; Aspergillaceae. The coding region runs from base 265 to 540 and encodes 91 amino acids.
CAAGUGGCAAGGGACAGCCCAACAAUGUACUUCCCCAGAAAAUAGUGAUUCAUGAAGUGAACUCGGGUGUGUGCUCUAUCCCCGAUCUGGCCUUGUCACAAGCCAUGACGUCUCACUCUCUACCUGGUUGAUGGUCGAUCGCGUCCUGAAGGACAUAUAAGAAGCGUACUUUUCAGUCGUCGUCUCCUCAUCGCAGAACAGAUCAUCAAAUCAAGAAGCAUUUCACAGAAUUUAAUUCAAACACAACCACAAACAACACUCAACAUGUCUGACACCGGCCGCAAAGAUUUCUCUACCAAGGCUCAGGAGAAGGUCACUCCUGACUCCCAAAAGUCCACUAUGGACAAGAUGAAGGAAACCUUCACCGACGCUACCGACCGUCUCACUGGCAGCGCGCAGGGCGACAACCAGAAGUCGUACUCGCAGAAGGCCUACGAUUCCGCGCGUGGCGAGACAGACAACCAGACCCAUGGUAGUAGCACCGAGACAAUGGUCAGAAGGCAAAGAAUGCUAUGGGACUCGGUGAUCAUUAAGUUAUGA